AUGGAGAAGAGAAACCAAACUGUCAUCUCUGAGUUCCUCCUCCUGGGGCUGCCCAUUCAGCCAGAGCAGCAAAACCUCUUCUAUGCCUUGUUCCUGGCCAUGUAUCUCACCACCGUCCUAGGCAACUUCAUCAUUAUCGUCCUCAUUCAACUGGACUCCCACCUUCACACACCCAUGUAUUUAUUUCUCAGCAACUUGUCCUUCUCCGACCUCUGCUUCUCUUCUGUGACCAUUCCCAAAUUGCUGCAGAACAUGCAGAGCCGAGUCCCAUCCAUCCGCUACGCAGGCUGCCUGGCCCAGAUGUAUUUCUUCCUGCUUUUUGCAGACCUGGAGAGCUUCCUCCUUGUGGCAAUGGCCUACGACCGCUAUGUGGCCAUCUGCUUCCCCCUGCACUACACCAUCAUCAUGAGCCCCCGGCUCUGUCUCUCUCUGGUAGCACUGUCCUGGGUGCUGACCACAUUCAUUUCUUUGUUGCAUACCUUACUUAUGGCUCGGCUGUCUUUUUGUGCAGAUAAUGUGAUCCCCCACUUUUUCUGUGACAUGUCAGCUCUGCUGAAGUUGGUCUGCUCUGACAUUCAGAUAAAUGAAAUGGUGAUAUUUAUCUUAGGAGGGCUUGUCAUUAUUGUUCCAUUUAUGUUGAUCUUUUCAUCCUAUGUACGAAUUGUGUCUUCCAUCCUCAAGGUCCCUUCUGCCAGAGGCAUCUGCAAGGCUUUCUCCACCUGUGGCUCCCACCUCUCUGUGGUAUCUCUCUUCUAUGGAACAAUCAUUGGUCUCUACUUAUGCCCAUCAGCUAAUAAUUCCUCUGUUAAGGAGACUGUCAUGGCUGUAAUGUACACGGUAGUGACCCCCAUGUUGAAUCCUUUUAUUUACAGCCUAAGGAAUCAGGACAUAAAGGGAGCCUGGGGAAGGCUCUUGUCAAAGAGGAUAAUUCACUUUUCUUUGGGGCAUUGA
This is a messenger RNA of Orycteropus afer afer, 951 nucleotides long. RefSeq names its product olfactory receptor 1E5-like. The record is from RefSeq and is a predicted model, not a curated record. Bases 1 to 951 code for a protein of 316 amino acids. Lineage: Eukaryota; Metazoa; Chordata; Mammalia; Tubulidentata; Orycteropodidae. Gene Ontology annotation, biological process: G protein-coupled receptor signaling pathway. The transcript has a single exon. Gene Ontology annotation, molecular function: olfactory receptor activity; G protein-coupled receptor activity. Gene Ontology annotation, cellular component: membrane.